UUGCAAGGCCUUCCUUCUGUCCCUGCCACGCAGCAGAAUUCCCCUUGCCCUCCCGUGCCUAGGCCUGCCCUGCCGGCCCCCAGGAAGCUCACCUGGGAGGUGCCACGGGCCUGGAUGGAGGGCAGCAAGUGGUGGGGAGAGCUGGCCCGACGAUGGGUGCAGUUAGGAGGUGACAGGGGCAGGAAGAAGCACGGAAGGGCUGGGGGCACAGGAAAGUGGGGAAGAGAAGUGCAUGCAUGUCCUGGGGCUGCCAUCACUGAGUGCCACAAACUGAGUGGCACUUCAAACAACAGAAAUAAACUCUCUCACUUGCAGACGCCAGAAGUCUGCAAUCUAGAUGUUAGGGGGCCGCGCUCCCUCCGGAGGCCUAGGAUGGGAUCCUUCCUGCCUCUCCCGGCUUCAGAGGGCUCCAGGUGUUCCUGGGCUUGUGGCUGCACGUGGCCGUCUCGCCUGCAUGUCUCUCUCUGUCUCGUCUUCUCUCUUCUGUCUCUCAAAAGCACACCUGUCAUGGGAGCGGGGCCCACCCGGGGAACCCAGAUGAGCUCAACUCGACAUCCUCCCCUGCAAUCCUUACAUCUGCAAAUAAGGCCACAUUCACAGGUUCUGGUGGACAUAGGUUCUGGGGGCCACUCUUCACCUCAUUCCAAGAAAAGGGCAAUUCCCUGGAUCUGGUUGGGACAGCUAGGUAGGGAUGCUGGCACACAGGCCACUCACGGAGACCAGAUGCUGUAGGGCUGUGGGAGUCGGGCUAGGGAGUCAGGACACGGUCCUGGGAACAGCGGGGAGGGCUGGCGGAGGCCGGGUGCCAGGCGAGAGGCUGAGGAGGGCCUGAUGACCACCAAGGCAGGGUGGGGCCUCAGUGGGGAGGGAGGCAGGGGUCGACAGACAGUCUGACCCGCCAUUCCAGGGACCAGAGCUUCCCGCCCUGCAUCCUCGCGUUCCAGGAAAAAGUUACCAGGACGUUUGGGUUUAAUUAUUCCUUUUUCCUCUCCCCCACUUGCCAAGGGGGCAAAGGAAAGCAGACAGCAGCCUGGGAGGGGCUGCCCGGCCGCUAUUCCCCUCCCGCCGCGAGGCCUGGGCAGGGGGCUGGCUGCCAGUCAAGCCCCAGCUGCCUCAGCCCCGGCCUCUCCUGGACUCUGGCGCCGCCCAUCUCUUUUCGGGCUGGUGGAAAAGGAGGGGACCGAGAGGCACAGGAGCAGCCCAAAAGGCUGACCCUAGCCACGGGGGCUGAGGGCGUUGCCAAGAGAAGCCUUCCCUGUUCCCUCUCUCCAUGUUCUUACCCAUUCCAGAAGCCUCACCACCCUCUGCCCUUGCACACCUGCAUGGCCACAGGGACCAGGGGUUCCUGCUGCUGGGGUCAGGGCCUCAAGGAGUCAGGUGUCCACCAUGGAGCGACCGGGGGCUCCCAGCUGAAGGUGGCAGCCUGAACGCCACUAUCGGACAGCGAGGGCUGUGUGACCUCCCAGGGUCCCCCAGCCCUAACCGUUGUGGAGCCUGAUCUUUUUCUCCCUACACAUCUAGCUUCUACACAUCUGAGAAUAAGACUGGGAGAGGCAGGAUGAGGGCAAGAGAGUGGCAGGGACAGAGGAGAGGGCUUCGAGGCUGAGGACCGGCAGGGGCAGAGAGUUCCCCUGCCCCACUUUUCCCCUAGAUUUUAGGCGUCACCCGCUGAGCUCUGUCAGGUGUCAGUAUUAGGAGACAGGAGACCCUGAGGCAACACCUGGAGGGAAGGAAGUGAGUGGGAGGACAGUUCCUCGGCCUCCACAAUGACAGCAGGCAUCGCUAGCCCUGCAGGGAGCAAGGAAGGCCCCCACCCAGAUCCUCUAAUCCCUGGGCCUUGGGGGACAGAGGAGGACAUAAACCCACACAGGGCCUGGCCUGACUCACACAGGAGUUGCGAGAGUCCCAGCUGUUGAGAGUUCGGGUUGCGGCUGCCAUCUUGGAGUGAAUCCCCACGCUCGUCUUGGGAGUGUGGGGCUGCAGCCCCUGGAGCUCCCCUCUAGGAGUUGCCAGCUGUCAGCUCCCUCUGCCCCUGUGUGCCCCGCCCCACAGGAAGCUGGAGACCCUUGACCUGUCCUACAACCGGCUGGUGCACGUGCCCUCCUUCCUGCCGCGGGGCCUGAGGCGCCUGACGCUGCACCACAACCACAUCGAGCGCAUCCCUGGCUACGCGUUCGCGCACAUGAAGCCAGGCCUAGAGUUCCUGCACCUGUCCCACAACAGGCUGCAGGCUGACGGCAUCCACAGCGUGUCCUUCCUGGGCCUGCGCGCCUCGCUGGCAGAGCUGCUCCUGGAUCAUAACCAGCUGCAGGCCAUCCCACGCGGCCUCCUGGGCCUCAAGGGACUGCAGGUGCCGGGCCUGAGCCACAACAGGAUCAGACAAGUGCCCUUGAAUUCCAUCUGUGACACGCGCGUGGCCCAGGACUCCAACCUUAUCUCCACACACCUGGAGAACAACCUCAUUGACCGGCACCGCAUCCCGCCCACUGCCUUCUCCUGCAUCCGAGCCUAUCACAGCGUGGUCCUCCAGCCCCAGCGGGGGGAGGAGAAGGGCUCCUAGCCCCGCCUGCCGCCUUCCUCCAGCACACACUCUGCUUCUCGAGGGGGUGGAGGGGCAGGCUGAGCUGUGCUUGGCCUUUGCACCACUGGGAGAAAGGUCUAGAAGACCCCACUGCUUCCAGUGCACCCACUUCCCAUUGACCGGUGAGGCCCUUUCACUUAGCAAAUGGCCCAGGGGCGAAAGGUGGCACUGGUUUGUACUUGAAGAUAAUAAAUGCAGCUUGGGCAGGCUCGCCAGCUAGCCUCCCUCCCUCC
Pongo pygmaeus (Bornean orangutan) is the source of this 2814-nucleotide messenger RNA. RefSeq names its product extracellular matrix protein 2-like. NCBI's taxonomy places the organism in Eukaryota, Metazoa, Chordata, Mammalia, Primates, Hominidae. Bases 2183 to 2560 code for a protein of 125 amino acids. Gene Ontology annotation, biological process: positive regulation of cell-substrate adhesion; extracellular matrix organization. Gene Ontology annotation, molecular function: protein binding; collagen V binding; heparin binding. The transcript is spliced from 2 exons. Gene Ontology annotation, cellular component: extracellular matrix. The record is from RefSeq and is a predicted model, not a curated record.